Molecule: messenger RNA, 954 nt
Organism: Alternaria ventricosa
Lineage: Eukaryota; Fungi; Ascomycota; Dothideomycetes; Pleosporales; Pleosporaceae
Exons: 2
Coding region: 1-954 (317 amino acids)
Source: RefSeq, a predicted model, not a curated record
AUGUCGAAAAAGGGAAGCGACACGCCUUCUUCCAUUCGUAUCCGGGAGAAUCAGCGGCGCUCGCGUAAUCAGCGGAAAGAGCUCAUCCAGGACUUGCAGCGACGCGUGCAGGAAUAUGAAGCCAAAGGCAUCGCCGCUACCCAAGAGAUGCAACGCGCAGCCCGCAAGGUUGCAGAGGAGAACGCACGUCUAAAGAGCUUGCUGGCCAGCCGUGGUGUGUCGCGCGAGGAGGUGGACGCGUAUCUACGAUCCUUUGAUGCGCCAAGCGCACCAAGUCCCUCAGCUGCCGCGCUGUAUGCUCAACCAGCGAUGCGACCUCAGGUCUCACUUACUCCCGCGCAAAGUCCUGUCGGAUACGCGACGUAUCCUGUCUCUCAGCCUGUUGUACGGUCUCCGGCGCAAGUUCCUGAGCCAGCCCCUGCACAGACCCCAAUCCAGCAGCGGCCGCACCCACCAACUCAACAUUAUGCACAGUCUUUCCCAGACACCCACCGCGUUCGUCAGUCAGUGGUAGGAGCCAUUCAAGACGCAGCUAGCGUGCCUGAGAGAGCAAACAUCACGACUAAUUUGCCGUCUACUGCUGCGCAUGAGCCUGUUGCAAUGGUAGACCAGGAGAAGUCAUCUUGCUGUAAACCACCCGAGACACAAAGAGCCUUCGAUUCUCGGAUAACAGAAAGCUCAAUGACCGAUCAAAGCGAAGCCUCAUCCCGCAGCGUCGCAGAAGACGACGAUUGUCCUAACACGACGAGUUGUUUUUGUCCACCCACAUCUGCGCCUCAAGGGAAGUCGCUCGACAAUGGUUUGUUGAUAUCAUGCGAGACCGCUGCCACCAUCAUAUCAGAGAUGCGUGGCGACGGUGAUAGACAUCGGAUACGGGCCAGUCUAGGCUGUCAGGGAGACCAAGAAUGUAGUGUCAAGAAUACGCUUGUUCUGGAGCUCAUGGAUGAGAGAUAG